UUGCAGUUAGCCAUUUUGAUUUAUUGUUGCAUUCCUAGUGCUUCAUUUCAGACAUGGAGAUAAAAGUUAAAUGAGUAUGCUUCAUGUUUCUUAUAGUAUGAUUAGUUAGGAGAAAAUCGUGUAGCACUAGACAUUAGUGUGAUAACACCAUCAUGCUUUUGACAUAUUUCAGGUGCUGUUUUUUCUUUUUUUGAAAACUAUUUCAGGUGCAGUUUUUGUCGUAACAUCUAGAAGUGAUGCCUUCAAAUUGACAACACUGUUUCAAGCUAGACUAUUUGUGGUUUUGUUAGAUGGUUGUUUUCUAAUAUAUUGUUUUCUUGGCGCCUUAUUUACGUAAGGCAUAAGUGAAGGUUCAACUCAUUCCAUUGUUGUGUCAGGAUUUCAUUGGUGGGCCUGUCAUGGAUUCUGAAAGAAGAUUCCUCGGCAUCACUUUCCUUUACAGGAAAACUACUCCAUUUUUGCCGGUUGAGAUUGCUGCAAGAUGCCUGAAAUACUACAAGAAGUCAAAAACACUACCAAGGAUUCGCAUAAGGGGACAAGCUCUUCACAUGCUGAACAUGAAUAGUCUGGAACACUUGUGCUGCAAAUAUGUCAAGCCACCACAUGGAAUUCUGGUACAGGAGAUUUGUGAGAUAUCAGCAGAAAAGUGUGGAGGAGUUGUGAUUGGUGAUAUCAUCUCUGAACUUGACGGGAUAACUCUUUACUCCGCAGCACAGUUUACAGCGAUUCUUCUAGAUAAAAUGGAGGUUGCAUCGAAUCCACAGAAUACACAGACACUCCAGGCAGUUGUACGGAGACCCACAGAUCAGACUAUAUUUGUUGCAAAGCUGAAUGUUCAAGAGAUAGCCUCUGAUGAAUGUGAAGAGUCAUUCCAAAAUAAAUGGAUAUGGUGGAAGCAGCAGCAAUGGUUUCCAUGAACAGUUGUAGUGAUGAUACUUCAAAGACAAUGUAUCUAGGAUGAGGAGUGCUGAUGACCUAAGAUAUGGAAGGCCAACAAAUGUUUGUAAAUGUGGGAGCCAAGACUAAAGCAAGAACUAAAAUAAUUGUUGGAAUAGGCUGGAGACCCUACUUUGUGCUGAAUUUGUAAUCCAUCUCUGGGGCCAUCAGAGUGUUGUAUUUUCAGUUCAGUUCAUUUGUAGCACGGUUCACCAACCACUAGUUCAUUUGUCUAAACUAGCGAUGUGACUAGGCAGCGGUAACUGAACAAUGACUGUUUUCAAAGUUUCAGAUUUCGGGCUA
Panicum virgatum (switchgrass) is the source of this 1239-nucleotide messenger RNA. RefSeq lists its product as uncharacterized. Gene Ontology annotation, molecular function: protein binding. Bases 399 to 917 code for a protein of 172 amino acids. NCBI's taxonomy places the organism in Eukaryota, Viridiplantae, Streptophyta, Magnoliopsida, Poales, Poaceae. The record is from RefSeq and is a predicted model, not a curated record. The transcript has 7 exons.